AUGGAUCACCGUCCGCAAGCCUGGGGCCGUCCCCGAGACGACGUCUACGGCGCCUACGAUGCCUCAUACAUGAACACCAACCUCCCGAACCAGCACACACAGUCGCCGAUCGUCACAGGAACGUCAGUAGUGGCCAUGAAGUUCAAGGACGGCGUGGUCAUGGCGGCCGACAACCUGGCGUCGUACGGGUCGCUGGCGCGCUUCACCGACGUCAAGCGCCUGCGCACCUUCGCCGACACGUCGGUCAUCGGCUUCGGUGGCGACGUGUCCGACAUGCAGUACCUGGACCGCCACCUUACCGAGCUCGGCAUCGACGAGGCCUACCAGUCCGACGUGGGCGGCCACAACCUCAACGCCCGCAACCUGCACAAGUACCUGUCCAAGCUGCUGUACCACCGCCGCUCCAAGUUCGACCCCCUGUGGAACCACCUGCUGGUCGCCGGCAUGGACGAGGACGACAAGCCCUUCCUGGCCGCCGCCGACCUGCUGGGCACCACCUUCACCUCGCCCUCGCUCUCCACGGGCUUCGGCAGCAUGCUCGCCCAGCCCAUCAUGCGCAAAUACGUGCCCGACGAGGCCUCGGUCGAGAACAUCACAAAGGAGAAGGCGGUCGAGGUCAUCAAGGAGUGUAUGAAGGUGCUGUUCUACCGUGAUGCGCGCUCGAUGGACAAGUAUUCGCUGGCGAUCGUUACCAAGGACGGCGUCGAGUUGAGCGAGAACAAGCUGGAGAACCAGAGCUGGGCCUUUGCAGACCGCAUCAAGGGCUACGGUACGCAGACCGUUUGA
Molecule: messenger RNA, 786 nt
Organism: Anthostomella pinea
Lineage: Eukaryota; Fungi; Ascomycota; Sordariomycetes; Xylariales; Xylariaceae
Source: the annotation of a GenBank genome assembly